Closterium sp. Yama58-4 is the source of this 1104-nucleotide messenger RNA. The record is from the annotation of a GenBank genome assembly. Lineage: Eukaryota; Viridiplantae; Streptophyta; Zygnematophyceae; Desmidiales; Closteriaceae.
AUGGAAGCUCUCUCGCACGCCAUCGCGCGCCCGUCACGGUCCGGCCUCCCACCAGCCGCUAUUGGCGCCAUAAGCAACCUCGUAAGCUCCGCCUUCGCCGCUCCCUCUUUUUCGCCUCCGCGCCUGCCCCUGCGGGAUCCGCGACAGGUCCUAUCGGGAAGUUUUCCUUCGUUGUCGUUACCCUAUUCGCUAGCAUUCGCCAGGGGGCCGCGUGCCAUACCGGCCGGCGAUCGCGUCGGUGGCGGUAACCCUAAAGGAAGCAGCCGCGGGGGGAACGGUUUAAAGAGACGCUGUGCGCGCAACAGCAGUGGUGCAGUAAGCGAGGGGAAGCAGCAGCGCGCGGGUGUUAGGUUUCCGCUUCCGCGGAGAGGAUUAUGGCGCGCGGAGGCGGCGGGGGGAGCGGGCGGAAGGCGCGCCGUGCUCGCGCGGUCGUACCGGUGGAGCGACGAUGACGUGGUGGCGUUUGGCGGAGGCGUGGAGGGAAAGUUCGAGGAAGCUGUGGCGCUGUUCAACGAAGGGCAAUUCUACAAGUGCCAUGACCUACUAGAGGAGAUGUGGCAUCAGUCAGCGGAGCCGCAGCGAGGCAUGCUGCACGGGCUGCUGCAGUGCGCUGUGGGCAUGGUGCAUCUGCUCAACCAGAACCACAGCGGAGCCAUGAUGGAGUUUGGCGAGGGCGUGAACAAGCUGCGCCGUGCCAUUGCAGCCACGGGGGGCGGGGGCCCCUCGGGCAGCUUUGCAGCGUUUGAGGCAGAGGCGGGCGCCGUGCUGGAGUUCAUCUACAACACCCAGCUUGAAUUCGCCGCCUGUUCCGAGGUGGAGUGUGUGACGAUGGACGGGUCAGAAGAGAGCUACUCUCUGCUGGGCGACUACGGCGCAGGGCAGCAGCUCUACCGCGUGCGCACCGACCCUGCCACCCAGCAGCGCCGCCUCGAGUUCUGCUCGCUGCUGCCCUUCCGCCAGGCCGUGGUGGGGGAUGGUGCAGGCAGUGGGAGUGAGAGUGAGGGGGAGGGCGGGGAGGGCGUGAGGGCGGGGGUGACGAGGGCGUCGGUGCCGCUGCCGCGGCUGACUGCCACAGAGGAAGAGCUCAAGAACCUCGCAUGGUGA